This is a messenger RNA of Triticum urartu, 1046 nucleotides long. RefSeq names its product isoprenoid F (gene ISPF). The record is from RefSeq and is a predicted model, not a curated record. NCBI's taxonomy places the organism in Eukaryota, Viridiplantae, Streptophyta, Magnoliopsida, Poales, Poaceae. Gene Ontology annotation, molecular function: 2-C-methyl-D-erythritol 2,4-cyclodiphosphate synthase activity. Gene Ontology annotation, biological process: terpenoid biosynthetic process.
CGCCAAGAUUCCCGUCUCCCCAAUGCCAAAGUAAUUCCGGCGCACAAAAAACCGCUGCCUUUUCUCGCAUUCCACGGCCAAGAGAAACGGAACCCCCGAAACUCUACUCGGCCGCUGCGCUAUCUCGCCCGUCGGAGCGCGACGACAUGGCCUCCGCCUCCUCCCUCUUCCUGGCCUCCCCCAUCUCCACCGCGCCAAGGACCCGCGCACCCGCCUCCCCUUGCCCCGCCCGGCCAUCCCUGCGCCCCCGGCGGCCGUCCCUGGCGGUGGCGGCCGCGCUCCAGGCGGAGCACCAGCCGGCCGUGGCCGUGGCCGCGGCGCCGAAGCCGCCGGCCCUCCCGUUCCGCGUGGGCCACGGCUUCGACCUCCACCGCCUCGAGCCGGGCCUCCCGCUCAUCAUCGGCGGCAUCAGCAUCCCCCACGACCGCGGCUGCGACGCCCACUCCGACGGGGACGUGCUUCUGCACUGCGUGGUGGACGCGAUUCUCGGCGCCCUGGGGCUGCCGGACAUCGGGCAGAUCUUCCCGGACACCGACCCCCGGUGGAAGGGCGCGGAGUCCUGCGUGUUCAUGAGGGAAGCUGUAAAGCUAAUGCAUCAAGCAGGCUAUGAGCUGGGGAACCUUGAUGCUACAUUGAUCUUGCAAAAACCAAAAAUUAGCCCAUUCAAGGAGACUAUCCGAUCUAACUUGUGUGAACUACUCGGGGCAGAUCCAUCUGUUGUCAAUCUCAAGGCCAAGACGCAUGAGAAAGUCGACAGUCUAGGAGAAAACAGGAGUAUAGCUGCUCAUACCGUAGUUCUCCUGAUGCGCAAGUAGAGCAUUAGAAGUAUACUACAUAAUACAGGAAUUGUAUUGUAUUGUAGUGUUACUGUACAAGAAGAAAAAAUGUGUAUCCAGCUUGUGUCUCCUUUUAUUGUUCCAAAAUUGUAUUCUUGUCUUGCAGGGUAUACUAGGUAGCAAUAAUUUUGGAAGUUCUUAUUGUUUUCUUCCGGACCUUAAGGACCAUUCACAAAUUAUACAGCAAUAUACUAGUAUGAGCUUUUUACA